Messenger RNA from Trichechus manatus latirostris (Florida manatee), 2195 nucleotides. It is a transcript of the gene CFDP1, whose product is annotated as craniofacial development protein 1. The transcript is spliced from 8 exons. Bases 115 to 1014 code for a protein of 299 amino acids. NCBI's taxonomy places the organism in Eukaryota, Metazoa, Chordata, Mammalia, Sirenia, Trichechidae. Gene Ontology annotation, cellular component: Swr1 complex. The record is from RefSeq and is a predicted model, not a curated record.
UGCCGAACCCACCCUGGCUGCCGCCGCUGCCGCUCUAUGGUCUCUCCCUAGAGCUUUGCCAUUGAGGGUAUUCACUGUGGUCCUGCGGGUUGGCCUGCUGCGCGUGGCAGUGACAUGGAAGAAUUCGACUCCGAAGACUUUUCCACCUCGGAGGAAGACGAGGACUACGUGCCGUCAGGUGGAGAGUAUAGUGAAGAUGAUGUAAAUGAAUUAGUGAAGGAAGAUGAAGUGGAUGGUGAAGAGCAGACACAGAAAACCAAAGGGAAAAAAAGAAAGGCUCAGAGCAUUCCGGCCAGGAAGAGAAAACAUAGUGGCCUCUCAUUAGAAGGAGAGGAAGAGGAGGAUGCCACAGCGGAAUCCGGAGGAAGCAGCAGUGAGGAGGAAGAUGCAGUUGCAGAGCAGGAAAAGGGCAUCGGGUCAGAGGAUGCAAGAAAAAAGAAGGAGGAUGAACUCUGGGCCAGCUUUCUCAAUGAUGUAGGACCAAAAUCAAAAGUGCCCCCAAGUACACAAGUUAAGAGAGGAGAGGAGACUGAAGAGACAACUUCAAGUAAAUUGUUGGUCAAAGCAGAAGAGCCAGAGAAGCCUAAAGAAACAGAAAAGGUCAAAAUCACCAAGGUGUUUGAUUUUGCUGGUGAAGAAGUCAGGGUGGCUAAGGAAGUGGAUGCUACAUCUAAAGAAGCCAAAUCCUUCUUUAAGCAAAGUGAGAAAGAGAAACCACAGGCAAAUGCCCCUUCAGCUCUGCCUUCACUCCCUGCAGGGUCAGGGUUAAAGAGAUCAAGUGGUAUGAGCAGCCUUCUGGGGAAAAUUGGAGCCAAGAAGCAGAAAAUGAGUACCUUAGAGAAGUCCAAAUUAGACUGGGAGAGCUUCAAGGAGGAAGAAGGGAUUGGAGAAGAACUGGCCAUCCAUAAUCGAGGAAAAGAAGGGUACAUUGAACGGAAAGCUUUUCUAGACCGAGUGGAUCACAGGCAGUUUGAAAUUGAGCGAGAUCUCAGGCUGAGCAAAAUGAAGCCCUGAUGUUCUGAGGGAAAAUCAAUAUCAGCUUAAUCCUGUUUACAAUGUCCUGUAUGCCAUCUCUAGAUCUGGUAAGUCUUCUCCCAGCAGGUUUGUUGUACACACCUGACCUCCACUCCAUGACUCUUUACACAUCUGUCUUUUGAAAAGCCCCUGGAGUUCCUUCUUUUGAAAGAAUCUGGCAGCUUAUCAAGGAUACACAGCUAUUUGCACCAUUCCUGUUGCAGAUCCCCUCCUUCCCAACUUCCUAGAUGCCUGCUUUGGUAUGCCCAGACUCUCAUAUUUUAAACUGUUUGUUUGCCUUCACUUCAACUGUCUCCCUUUUGAUCUAAGUGUAACCUCUUUAAGAACCACCUGUACUGAACUAACGUCAUCUCUUUGAUGAAGCAGCUGUCUACAGCUGAUGUAUUUGUAUGAGUAUGUAUGUACACACAUGUAUCAUCUUACAAUGAGACUUUCAAAAACAACUUCAAAGCAGACUUUUAUGUCUCAUUGGCCAUAACUGGGUCACGUGAACACCCGUAGCUGCAAGAGAAGCUGGAAAAGUGAGUGUUUAGCACUUCCGGCCUCUGCUGUGGAAGACAAGCAAGAAGAAGGGGGAUGGGAAUGAGUGAUGGGUCAGCAGCCACAUUCAGUCUUUGUAAUAAACCAGGCUUUGCUCCAUUUGGUCUUUAAAAUUAUUCCAGAGGAGUGGGUGGAGGGUAGAGUGCCGUGGUUGCAGAAUGAAGUGUUCCUCCUGUGCUAGCCAGCACUCACAGGCAGAGGGUUAAACAGGUGUAAGAGAGAGUGCAAGGAACUGAUGCGGUUGCCAAGGAGCAGGCCAGCGCAGUUCAGUGACAGGGCAAACUGGAGGGCAAGGAGGGCAUCCACGGAGGUGCCUGAAUACGCAUGGGCCAUUCCUAGACCUUGCUCUUGAUCAUCUGUGGCAGGACCUGCCUUCCCAGCCAGCACUGCCACCUCUUCUUACCUCAUUCUCAAAGGACAGUAAGCUGCCUCCACAAAUGCCUAGCUUUUUUGGGUGAGGCCAUGCUGGGUGGUGGUGCUGAUGGAGGUGUGUUAUCUUUAAUCAAGAGGCACCUUUUCCAUGAAAGUCUUGUUUGAACCAUGGCAGACACUCUCUAGCCCACAUUUUUUUUUUUUUUUUAAACUGUGGUUUAAGUGAAAGUUUAUAGUUCAAGUCAGAU